This is a messenger RNA of Amaranthus tricolor (Joseph's coat), 1093 nucleotides long. Its product is annotated as protein LURP-one-related 7. The transcript has 3 exons. The record is from RefSeq and is a predicted model, not a curated record. The coding region runs from base 312 to 929 and encodes 205 amino acids. Lineage: Eukaryota; Viridiplantae; Streptophyta; Magnoliopsida; Caryophyllales; Amaranthaceae.
GAUAAAAUUUUUGCUAGUGUUGCUAAAAUGAAAACUGAUUGGUCUAGUUCUUACAGGCUACAACAUGAGUGUUAAACCUUUUACAUUGGAUUUUUACAGCUUUUUUUUAGACUCAAAAAUAAAAAGAAAACGUUAAAAAGACGCAAGUUUGGAACUGGUGGUUGGGACUUGGGUAUAUAUAAUGAAAAAGCCAAAUUCCUUCUCCCAUCUUAGAAAAAUUAUUGAUCAAAAACAUAACAUGAUUGUCAAAACUCGCAAUAAUAAUAAUUAUAAUUAUAAUAAUAAAUAAAUAAAUAAAUAAAAUUCAAGGGAUGACCCAAUCCAAAUUGAGUCCAGAGGAGAGAAAAACCGAAGCAGUUGAAAUCAAACAAGGGAUUCCACAAAUACCUAUCGAUCUCUUUGUGAACAAGAAUCGAAAAAGUGUCCAAUUUUCCGACGCUUUUCACAAUCUUAUCUACAAAGUAGCCGACGCUUCUUCGAUUUCACAUGGGCGUAGGUUGUUGGAUGCUUCUGGAAAUCCGCUGGUCUCCAUAUUCCGUUCUCAAGAUGGGACUUGGAAAGGCUUCAAAGGAGAUGGUUGUGGUGAACUGGUUUUCAAGAUGGAGCAGACGCUGAAUACAUUCAAUAAAAUCGAGUUUAAUGUGUUCUUUACCGGAGAGAAUGGGGCAGACCUCAUUUUUGCAUUGAGAGGCUGUUGUUUCUGGAGAACUUGUACCAUUUAUCAGGAUAAACACAUUGUAGCUCAGACAAAUCUCAUGUACAAGCUUGGUUUUAGGAAGCAUUUCGUGGGAAGAAGCAGAUUCAGAGUAACCAUAUUUCCUGGUUACACCGACUAUACGCUUAUUGCGUCGUUGAUUUUAGUGUUCAUGGAAGGACGAAAACAUCGACAUUUUUUGGAUCAUGAACAUAAAUCUCAAGAUGAUGAAUGAUAUUUUUUUAUGCUCCGGAAAUUUGUCUAAUUUUUUGCCCGUGAUUGUAAGGUGCAGAAUAUUCCAUUCAUUACUGAUUGUAACAAGCAAAAAAAUUUCAUUUAUUUGAAAAACAUUGCAAUAUAUCCUGGAAAAAUGAUGCUUUGGUUCUUUGUAUUUUCUAA